Gavia stellata (red-throated loon) is the source of this 1702-nucleotide messenger RNA. It is a transcript of the gene FUCA2, whose product is annotated as alpha-L-fucosidase 2. The coding region runs from base 1 to 1401 and encodes 466 amino acids. The transcript has 7 exons. Gene Ontology annotation, biological process: fucose metabolic process; glycoside catabolic process. The record is from RefSeq and is a predicted model, not a curated record. Lineage: Eukaryota; Metazoa; Chordata; Aves; Gaviiformes; Gaviidae. Gene Ontology annotation, molecular function: alpha-L-fucosidase activity. Gene Ontology annotation, cellular component: lysosome.
AUGUCGGGCCUGCCCGUCCGCGCCGCGCUGCUGCUGCUGCUGGGGCUGCCCGGGCUCCUGCCGGCGCGGCCGCCGAGCGGCGGCGGGCGGUCCCGGUACGAGCCCACCUGGGGCUCGCUGGACGCCCGGCCGCUGCCCGCCUGGUUUGACGAGGCGAAGUUUGGCAUCUUCAUCCACUGGGGCGUGUUCUCGGUGCCCAGCUUCGGCAGCGAGUGGUUCUGGUGGUACUGGCAGAAAGAAAAGAGAGAGCCCUAUGUGAAAUUUAUGGAGGCAAAUUACCCACCUGGGUUCAGUUAUGAAGAUUUUGGGCCACUGUUUACAGCAGAAUUCUUUGAUCCCAACCAGUGGGCAGAUAUUCUGAAGGCUUCAGGUGCAAAAUAUGUUGUCUUAACUUCAAAACAUCAUGAAGGCUUUACUUUGUGGGGGUCCAAAUAUUCUUGGAACUGGAAUGCUGUUGAUGUGGGACCGAAACGAGAUCUUGUGGCUGAACUAGCAACUUCUGUUAGAAACAGGACUGACUUGCAUUUUGGGUUAUAUCACUCCCUGUUUGAAUGGUUUAAUCCCCACUUCCUUGAGGAUGCCACCAAUGUCUUUAAGACAAGAAAGUUUCCAACCAGUAAAUCAUUACCAGAACUCUAUGAAAUUGUGACCAAGUACCAACCAGAAAUAAUUUGGUCUGAUGGGGAUGGAAAUGCGCCAGAUACUUACUGGAACAGUACUGGUUUCUUGGCUUGGCUGUAUAAUGACAGUCCAGUCCGGGACACAGUUGUGACCAACGACCGUUGGGGAGUUGGCAGCAUCUGUACACAUGGUGGCUUCUACACUUGUAGUGACCGCUAUAACCCCGGCCACCUCCUGCCUCACAAGUGGGAGAACUGUAUGACUGUUGACAAGAGGUCAUGGGGGUACAGGAGGAAUGCACAACUUGACGAUUACCUCGCAACUGAGGACUUGGUGAAGCAACUUGUAGAAACAGUGUCUUGUGGAGGAAAUCUCUUGAUGAAUAUCGGGCCCACUCAUGAUGGUCGCAUUGCUGUUAUAUUUGAGGAACGCCUGAGGCAGAUGGGUGCCUGGCUGAAAGUCAACGGAGAAGCCAUCUAUGGAACGAAGCCAUGGAGAGCGCAGAAUGACACGGUCACACCGGAAGUGUGGUACACUUUCAGCCCUAAAGAAAGCAGAGUCAACGCUAUCUUCCUUAACUGGCCAGUCUCCGGGACUCUGGAGCUUGGUGAACCACAGGCUAAGCUUGGAGAAACACAGGUGAAGCUGGUUGGCUACAAGGAGCUGCUGAAAUGGGUUGCACUGGGAGAAAAGGGAAUAGUGAUAGCUCUACCUCAAUUAACUCCUAAGCAAAUGCCGUGUCAGUGGGGCUGGACUUUGCAACUGACUGCCAUAAACUGAGCCAUACACUACUGGAGCCUUGGGCAGCAGGGAAUUCUGGUGUUUUGCCCAGUUUCUCAUCACUGGUUUCUAACUCUUACUUGCUUGACUGAGAAACAUCAAUAACUUCACUUUUUUCUGAAAGGUGGGCUGUUAUAGGAUGGAAUGGAAUGAACCUCAUGUGAAAUCUAGCACUAGAUAGUUGAAUCUCUGCAUACAAUUUGUUUCUUUGAACUUGUGUGAAAAACUGAGCAUCUGCCUUGACCUCUCCACUUUUUUUUUAAUCAGCUUCUUGCCAAGUUAUGUGAAGAACAGAGGGAAA